This is a messenger RNA of Somion occarium, 2683 nucleotides long. Lineage: Eukaryota; Fungi; Basidiomycota; Agaricomycetes; Polyporales; Cerrenaceae. The record is from the annotation of a GenBank genome assembly.
UGUAGAACUUCCUACAGCUGCGGUUCAUAUUUACGACGACUGUCUUCCCCUUCGUAUAGAUGCUGAAACUGAGCCUAACCAUGUCCUAUAUUUUCUACUCUUCGCGCAGAUUUCUGAUGAAUGCUUCUGUAGCUGGAUGAUUCGUCAACCGACCCUGCAGAUUAAUUAUUCGCACAAACUCGUUGACAUUGCUAAGAUGUCGCCCCGUCUGCAUUGGCUCUAUCUCGAAGGCAAACACGUUCAUGUUUACUGUGAGCACGUCAUGGCACCACCUGCAUUCUUUCGUUUGCCUAGGUCGAAAUUCCACCCGUUGAUGAUUAAUCUGAUUUAGUCGUAAAUUUCCGUGGGGUCAAUGACCAAGUCUAUUCUCUUUGCUGAGUAAUGUUUUCUGCAUUCUGAUUACAUAGCACUCUAAAGAAUAUAGGAAGGUUUUCCUCCUUGUUGAGUUUCAAUCCCGGUUUGUAGCAAGCCUCACUAUGUACUUGUGAAGCAGGGUUCUGGCCGGAUUUCUAGCUCAGAACGAAAGUCAAGGACAUUGGGUUGACCGUCGAUUCUUUCCGCUUAACCACGAUUAACAGUGAAGAUGGUAUUCCGCGGGUACACUUAGCUUUGUCAUCUCUCGACCCACGAAGCAUCCACGGUGGCGGCCAUGGAUUACGCGUGGACGUUUCCCGGGGCCCUAUUCAUACCGAGAAAUAUGCCCAUUCCAAACGAACAGAAGGUUCUUCUGCUCAAGACUGAGCGAGGCGACUUCACCAUUGAGCCAUAUGGCGUUGAUAAACCUGGACCAGGUGAAGUCCUUGUCCGAAUCGAAUCCACUGCUCUCAAUCCUGUUGAUUGGAAGAUCAAAGCAUGGGGAUACCUACACACAGUCAAGGAGUACCCCGCUAUCGUGGGGACUGACGCUGCCGGUGUAGUUGUAGCUCUCGGUGAGGGCGUAACCAAAUUCGCGGUCGGCGAUAAGAUCUUCCACCAAGGUUAUUUCGCGAAUCGCCUCGCGACUUUCAAGCAAUAUACAAUCAUUUCAGCUGAGAUUGCAGCCAAGAUACCAGAUAACAUCACUUUUGACCAAGCCGCUACGAUCCCUCUCGGCAUUGCUACUGGUGUCACUGGGCUCUACGCUCAGGCACGGGAGGGCGGUGGCGCAGAGCUUACUCCCCUUUGGAAACCUGGCGGAAGAGGAAAGUACGCCGGUCAGCCUAUCGUGAUAUUCGGAGGGUCUUCGUCUGUCGGACAAUACACAAUCCAACUCGCUAGAUUAUCUGGUUUCUCACCUAUUAUCACGACCGUUUCGCCCCACAACAACGAUUUCGUCAAGACUCUAGGUGCUACACAUACAAUCGAUCGUCGUCUCUCGUCUUCCGAGAUCAUUGCCGAAGUCAAGAAGAUUACGUCAGAACCUAUUAAGAUUGUCUAUGAUGCUAUCUCACUCGGGUCCACCCAAGAGAUUGCGUAUGAGAUCACAGCUUCUGGGGGCACACUCGUUCUUACUCUUCCGAGCGAGGUUCCUGACGAGAAGCUAACUCCGUAUAAGAAAAUAGUUUUCACACUCGGAUCGGUGCAGGUUCCUGAGCAUAGGGCACUUGGAAUUGAAUUAUACCAGAAUCUCACGCAGCUCGUUGCCUCGGGCGAAAUCAAGCCAAACCCGGUUGAAAUACUGCCUGACGGGCUUGCCGGCAUUCCUGAUGGACUGGAGAGGAUGAAGAAGGAUUUAAUCAGCGGAAAGAAGCUCGUUGCUCAUCCUCAGGAGACUUAAGACCGUAUCCUGCUCAACCUGAAAGUGUCUACCUUUCGCCACACAUUUCUAGAACAUUCUAUUUUCAGACCAUGAUCCUGGCUAUCCAUUUCUCGCUAUGGACUACUAUGAUACGUAGUGUCCGUUGUACAUCAUUUAGAGCCGCAUACAGCAUCAGGAAGCAUCCAUGGACAGGGUUCCUUCAAUUUUGGAAUCAAUAGGAGCAUCUAUGCCUGCGCUACCGCUCUGUGUGGACGUACCAGUAUCCGAUAAUGAGCUUCUAGCGGCGAAUUGUAUGCUUAGAUGUAGCUCGGUGUCAGACAACGGGAGUGAUGGGGGCUGCUCAUAGAUUGCUCCACGUCUUAGAAGCCGGAAGACACGACAAGCCAUUGCGUUUUGUAUCGCAAUACCAGGUAUCGUCAUAGUUCCCCGAAUUACAGAUGGAAUCGAGGGAACAAAAAGAAUGACCACAGAGAAGAUCGUGACGCCAACGGAGGCCCUGAGGAUCACAAUAAGCACUGGUAUGAUUGAACGUAGAGUGCUGUACUGACAGAUAAUAUAACUGACCCGUUUGUAAUAGAGCUCUAGAUAUAUGACCUAGACCUUUCCCGCUGAUGAAAGACUUCAUUUGACCUUGCCAGGAGUCCGCCCAUCCAAUAUAGGUAACCACUCGGACAGAUAUCGCCACAAAAACGACGGUAUCGAAGACGACCACGGCAACGAAUGCAAACGCACUAAGGCUUUGAACGUCAAGAAGGCAAUGUGGGCUGUGGUCAUUGAUGGCCUUGAUAGUAAAGGGUCCAGCUAGAGAUCCCAGUGUGAAAAGCCACAGAACACAAAACAUUGCAAAUAUUUUGUGUGACUGAUAAAAUACGCCUCUGACCCGGAGGAGAAACAGGAGUGAGUUGCAUGGGAGGGCUAGUGCCCCAAACCAAUCAGCGAUUUUCG